Candidozyma auris is the source of this 765-nucleotide messenger RNA. Its product is annotated as peroxiredoxin. NCBI's taxonomy places the organism in Eukaryota, Fungi, Ascomycota, Pichiomycetes, Serinales, Metschnikowiaceae. Gene Ontology annotation, biological process: cell redox homeostasis; cellular response to oxidative stress; cellular oxidant detoxification. The transcript has a single exon. The record is from RefSeq and is a predicted model, not a curated record. Gene Ontology annotation, molecular function: thioredoxin peroxidase activity. The coding region runs from base 1 to 765 and encodes 254 amino acids. Gene Ontology annotation, cellular component: cytosol; mitochondrion.
AUGCUUCACAACCUUUGCAAGAUCACCCCAGCAUCUAGAGCAUCUCUCAGGCCAUCAUUGAGCAUCGCCAGAGUGCAAUUGUACUCGUCUUUCAAUCCAGCAGACCAGCCUAGAAUCAGAAUAGGCUCCACUGCCCCCGAUUUCACCGCCGACACCACCAAGGGCAAAGUUGCUUUCCAUGACUUUCUUGAGAAGACUAAGCAAUGGGUUGUCUUGUUCUCUCAUCCUGCUGACUUCACCCCAGUUUGCACCACUGAGUUGGGUGCCUUUUCCAAGCUUGCUCCAGAGUUUCAGAAGAGAAACACCACUCUUUUCGGUUUGUCCACUGAGGGCGUAGAGAGCCACAACGCUUGGAUCAAAGAUAUUGAAGAUGUCACAGGAGAAAAUCCUUUCAGUUUCCCUAUCAUCGCCGACCCUUCGAAGGAGGUUGCAUUCAAGUACGAUAUGGUUAGUGAGGACGACUUCCACAAGCUCAAGGACCAAAUGGUGCCCACUGUCAGAUCUGUGUUCAUCAUUGAUCCAAGUAAAAAGGUUAGAUUGAUCAUGACAUAUCCAGCCUCCACCGGUAGAAACUCUGCCGAAGUGUUGAGAGUGCUUGACGCCUUGCAGUUGACCGACUCCAAGGGUGUGGUUACUCCGAUCGACUGGAGCAAGGGUCAGGACGUAAUCAUCCCUCCUACAGUGUCUGACGCGGAUGCUAAGGCCAAAUUUGGUGAGUUCAAGACCCUCAAGCCAUACUUGAGAACCACCAAGGACCCUCAGUAA